AUGGCGACGCGGCGGCGGGCCAGGGCGAUGAACCGCGGCUCCCGGGUGGCCAUGGUGGGGGACGCCGGCCCCGCCACCGGCCCAGACCCACCUUACCGGCCCCGGCCGCAAAGCGAGUGUCGCAAAGGCGGGGGCGUGGCCCAGGCGGGCGGCGCGGUAACAGGAUAUAAAGUUUUCUGGACGUGUAUUAUAACCAAUAACUUAGCAGCAAAUGUCACAGUUAAUGUCUCUGUUUCCCAGGGAGAUGAUAGCCUGUCUGUGAUAACCUGUGAAUCAGAUACAGAAACGAAGUUAAAGAAGAAAAUUUUUCACAAGCCUCCAAAGUCACCAAAGUCUCCAUACAGCUCUAGCACACAACUGUAUCCUAAAAAAGCUGCAGUUUGGCGAUCUCUGCAGGGAACAUGCAGUGCACGUCUCGAGAGUGCAGCUGUAAAAAACCCAAGGCAGAUGUGGCUGAGAUCACAGAAACAAGGAAUGAGCCAUCCUCUGAAAUCAGAUGUUGACAUGAGGCAUAUGCGAACUAACGUUUCUAGUAGCACUCCAGAAUAUUUGAAGGAAGCUCUAGGAAUGAAGAAGCCAAAGCAUUCUCGUUCUUCUAGUAAUGGCUACGUUCCUGGAACUCCUGACUACAAAGAAAAAGAAGAUAUGUAUGAUGAAAUUAUAGAAUUGAAAAAGACAAUACAAGCUCAGAAAAAUGAGGGAGAUAGAAUGAAAACUAAGCUUCGUCGACUAGAAGAAGAGAACAAUAGAAAGGAUAAACAGAUUGAGCAACUGUUGGAUCCUUCCAGGGGCUCCGACCUGGCACGAGCUUUGUUGGAAAAGAAGGCUGAUAAUGGAUGGGUGGUUAGUGGAUUAAAGCAGAAGAUUCUCAAGCUAGAACAACAGUGCAAGGAGAAAGACAACACUAUUAACAAAUUCCAGGCAGACAUGAAGACCACUAAUUUGGAAGAAAUGAGGAUGGCUAUGGAAACCUACUAUGAAGAGGUUCAUCGUCUCCAACUCCUCCUGGCAAAAUCUGAGACUAUGAGGAAAAAUACAGAGGGCAGAGAUACCCAAAAACGACUAAAGGCAUUGAAUGCUGCUGUCCUGAGAUUAUCCAGGAACAUCAAGGAGUUGCAGAAUGAGAAUCGGAGGCUGAAAGAAGAUCUAGAUCAUGUACUGAGCAGUUCUCCUCCUUCCGCUAAAACAAAAAAUUAUAGUGAGUGGAGCAGACAGAGGCUGGUGAGGCGGAUUUUGGAACUAGAAAAAAAAGUAUGUGCCAUGGAGAACACCAGGGUGUCAUCAGCAGAUACCGAGUCAUCCCAGUUACUGGCUGUGUCAUCUUCACCUUCUGUAGACCUGGAUCAUCCAGCCUCUCAACAGGUAGACCAUGUUGAGGAAUGUCGUCACCUCCAAGGGCUAGUGAAGAAACUGAGGAGUGAUAGGAAGGCACUUCAAAAUCUCCUACUCAAUAAAGAAUUAGAUAUCAAGCAGUUACUGCAGGCUAAGGCUGAAGUGGAGCUUCAGCUGCAGAAGUGGCAGAAUAAGAUGGAAGAAAAGAGUACAGAAGAGCAGGCUUUAAGUGAGGAAAUCCAGAACCUGACACAGAAAGUAGGGAAAUUGGAGUCAAAAAUGGAGGAAGAGAAGAGACAAAUGGCAGAAGAUACAAUGGAAAAUCUUAAUAAGUCUUCACCAGUCUUCACAGUUAAAGGCAAAGACGAUGACAGGAAGGAACAAGCAGCCAAAAUCAUCCAGAGACAGUGGAAGGUGUACCAAAACAAGAAAGAAGAAAUUGCUCUGGAUGAGGCAGUUGUUAUGCUUCAGGCAGCUUUCAGAGGACAUUUAGCUCGACAGAAACUGUUAGUGAAUAACAGGAUGCAUGAUGCAAAAUCUCACAACAAGAUGUCCUGCAUGUCUCCUGUGUCAAACUCCUUGCACUUGUCUUCUGAUUGUGAGGAGAAAGAUGAGAUUGUGACAUUCAUCCAGUCCAUUUUCAGGGCUCACUUAGCACGUACAGUACUGCUUGAGGAGAGGCCCUCUGUGUCCAGUGCACCGAGUGAGAAAGCAGAUUCUGCAGUUUACAUUACAGAGAAGAAACUGGUCUCAGCGGCACUCCAGAGACCUUCUUCAAUCUUUGUGUCAUCUCUUCCUGUUAUUAUUGCCAGGUCCUCUGAGAAGCAGUCGCAGCCUACUCUCCCUUUGUCUGUGGAUGAAGCUCACUCAGAUGAUUCAGAUGAUAUUGUCAUUGUCUCUCCGUUCUUGCAGAUGAAGAAAAAACACACACACUCUUAA
Molecule: messenger RNA, 2271 nt
Organism: Nipponia nippon (crested ibis)
Lineage: Eukaryota; Metazoa; Chordata; Aves; Pelecaniformes; Threskiornithidae
Source: RefSeq, a predicted model, not a curated record